Messenger RNA from Pantherophis guttatus, 8132 nucleotides. RefSeq names its product ADCYAP receptor type I (gene ADCYAP1R1). Gene Ontology annotation, cellular component: plasma membrane. Gene Ontology annotation, biological process: cell surface receptor signaling pathway; adenylate cyclase-modulating G protein-coupled receptor signaling pathway. The record is from RefSeq and is a predicted model, not a curated record. Gene Ontology annotation, molecular function: G protein-coupled peptide receptor activity; vasoactive intestinal polypeptide receptor activity; peptide hormone binding. NCBI's taxonomy places the organism in Eukaryota, Metazoa, Chordata, Lepidosauria, Squamata, Colubridae.
ACACUCGCUCCGGUGGCUUAGCCAGGUUCUCACGACUCUGUUUCGGAUGCGGAUCUUUUCUCCUUUCUUCUUCUGCAUCCGGAUUAGAGCUUUUUCCAAAGGACGAAGCCAGCCCUGCCUGGCAGUAGCAUCCUCCCCAUUAUAAUAUUUUUUUUUCCCCCUGUUUAAAAGAUUUUUUUAAAACCCCCGGGCUCUCUUUUCUUCCCACCACAUCCUUCUGUGAUGCCUUCCCGGCCGGGAGAAAAUUGGCUAGGGGCUUGGGACAGCUCCGUAGCCCACCUUUCAAGGCGCUAGGCAGCAUUGAGGACAGAAGAGCGGCUGACCCUUCGGUUUUUCUAUUAUUAUUAUUUUUUUUUUUUUCGUGUUUCAAGCGAAAAGAAAAAUAGCUUUUCCCUCUCGUGGACUUCUGCACCCAAAACCCCCGUUUUUUUAUUUUUAUUUUUUUUAUUUUCUCCUUUUCUCCCUCCUUUCGCUCCUGCCUCGAUCGGGUCUUUAGCGCAAGCCUACAAGAAGAAGAAAAAAAGAAGAUUUUUCGGGUGUUUUUUUUUUUUUCUUUCUUCUUUCUUUUCGGAAAACAGACACCCCCCCCAUCCUCUACACCGCCUUAGCAGAUCGACUUUGCCCCCCACCGAUUUCACCUUCCUGAAGGUUGAAGCCGUCGGCCAGAUCGCGCGUGGCGUGGCCAGGAAGAUCUUCGGGGCUGCAAUGAUUUGAAGAUCUUGAGAGAGAAAUUUCCAAGGGUUUUGCUGUCCAGCCUUUAAACCCACUGAGUCUUUGAGUUGGUUGACCUAAAGGAUGGCUGCCUGUUGGAAGAGAUGGGCCUUCGCCAUGGUGCUGCUUCCUGUGGCUGCAUCCAUGCAUUCUGAUUGUUUCAUCAAAAAGGAACAAGAAGCGUGUUUAGAAAACAUCCAGAAACUGACCAGCAGUACGACCUUCAAUGAAUCAUCCCCAGGUUGCGCCGGGAUGUGGGAUAACAUCACUUGCUGGAAACCAGCUUUGGUGGGUGAAGUCGUGUAUGUCAAAUGCCCAGCUCUCUUCACCGUGGUGAACGUAGAUUAUGGCUGGGAUCUGAACACCAUGGCGUAUGCGCAACCAGGAGAGCUUGAAAUGUUUGACAAUCCAGAGCAACUUCUAGCAGAUGGAUCCAUGGAUUUUAAAUUGGUCAGCAGGAACUGCACCCAGGAAGGCUGGUCUGAACCAUUCCCACAUUAUUACGAUGCCUGCGGAUUUGAUGACAAUGACACAUGGAAUGGCCAGGCUUACUACUACCUGUCUGUCAAGGCUUUGUAUACAGUUGGCUACAGCACAUCCCUCGUUUCGCUCACCACCGCCAUGGUGAUCUUGUGCCGUUUCAGGAAACUGCAUUGCACCCGGAAUUUUAUUCACAUGAAUCUUUUUGUUUCAUUCAUUCUGCGUGCCAUAUCCGUCUUCAUUAAAGAUGGGGUCCUGUAUGCUGAACAAGACAGCAAUCAUUGUUUUAUUUCGACGGUGGAAUGCAAAGCAGUGAUGGUCUUCUUCCACUACUGUGUGAUGUCCAACUAUUUCUGGCUUUUUAUUGAGGGGCUGUACCUCUUUACGUUACUUGUGGAAACCUUCUUUCCAGAGAGGAGAUAUUUCUACUGGUACACUAUCAUUGGCUGGGGAACUCCAACCAUUUGUGUCACAGUCUGGGCAGUCCUUCGGCUUCACUUUGAUGACAUUGGCUGUUGGGACAUGAAUGACAACACUGCUUUAUGGUGGGUAAUCAAAGGUCCAGUUGUGGCGUCCAUAAUGAUCAAUUUUUUGCUUUUCGUGGGCAUCAUCAUUAUCUUGGUUCAGAAACUCCAAUCUCCAGAUAUUGGGGGCAACGAAUCCAGCAUCUACUUCAGCUGCGUUCAGAAAUGCUACUGUAAGUCCGAGAGGACUAACCAGCAUUCUUGCAGGAUGGCUGAACUAUCCAUCAUCACCCUGCGGUUGGCCCGAUCCACCUUGUUACUCAUCCCACUCUUUGGGAUUCACUACACAGUGUUUGCCUUUUAUCCAGAGAAUGUCAGCAAAAGGGAGCGCUUGGUUUUUGAACUGGGGCUUGGUUCCUUCCAGGGUUUCGUGGUCGCUGUGCUAUACUGCUUUUUGAAUGGGGAGGUGCAAUCCGAAAUCAAGAGAAAAUGGCGGAGCUGGAAAGUCAACCGUUAUUUUGCUGUGGAUUUCAAACACCGCCAUCCCUCCCUGGCAAGCAGCGGUGUCAACGGGGGGACUCAACUGUCCAUCUUGAGCAAGAGCAGCUCGCAGAUUCGGAUGUCCAGCGUCCAUGCCGAGAACUUGGCCACAUGAGCCCGUAAGACCCCGCUUCUUCUCCCACCGAUUAACCCUACUUUGGACACCACGAAAGGACCAUAUUUAGGCCUAAAUAUGAUGGCUUUCGGGGUAUUACUUCCGUCUGCCUUUUUUAAAAAUAAUAAUAAUAAUAAACAAAUCCACCUCCCUUUGAUGGAAAGUUUCUGGGGUUCUGAAGCUUGUCAUCUCUGAUGGGUGGAAAAGGAGCUCCACAAAGAGGUCCCAUCUAGGGGAACGAGGUCCUCCAGACCAAAAUCACCUCGAUACACCCGUUGUCCCAAGAGCUGAAACCCUCCCAUCACUUCCGUUCCUCAUUUCCCUGGUACCAUUGAUGAAUUUUUGGGGUCUCCAAGACGAGGGCCAUGAGUGAACAUCUCAUGAAGUUGGGGUGUCUCAUGUCCAAACGCUUCUGAUCCCAACAUCUUGGACCACCGGUGUCCUCUUUUGGGACCUAGAAUGUCAUGCACCGUAAUGGUUUCCACUUACCUUCGCUAUCAUUUUGGAACUGUAAGCAUGCAUGCACGCUUACUUUGCUCAUGCGCAGCACUUCUGCACAUGCUCAGAGCAUCCAUGAUGACGUCCAGGCAGCUGGGUGGAGCCUCCCGCCGCUACCGGUUCACCCAAACCAGUAGAAACCCACCACUGGUUAUGCAAACACUGAGCCAGGGGUGACCCCCCUCACCCCCCCCAAUGGUGGUGGGCAUUGCGGUCGCAGAGACGGAUCCUACCAGAAUUGGUUGAGAGCCCUCAUUCCUUAACCACCUCAUUCCUCAGAUGGAAAAUCCCCCAACCCUACAAGUGGAAGGUCUCCGAUUUUCCCCCUUUGAGGAAACUAUCUGAAUUAUUUUGUUUUGUUUCUUUCGUUAAGCUACGGAUCUUCUAAAAUGGCCAUCUCAGUACCAUAGAGUUAUAUUUUUUGAGACAGAUGGUUUUUUUUUCUUUCUUUCCUUGUUUUUUUUUUUUAAAAAUAGAACUAAUAUGGAGAUAGAUUAUAUGUAUUUCCCGACAUUAAGUGCCGAUUAAUUCCGGAGAUACUUUUUCUCCCAGACUUCUGACACGACCCCUUCCAUGGCUAACGAGUGACAGAAAAUAGGGUGAGGGGAGGGACUUCGAAGGGAGGAUUUGGGUUGACUAUCAAAAAGUGUGUGCGGCAUGUUAUCAAGGCAUGGUUCACCCCAAAAGGGCAGAUGGGUUAUGUAGUUGGAGGAGGAGAUUCAUUGGGGGGAUCUUAAGAGAGCCACCUGCCUUUUCUUCCUCCUUCCUUCCUUUUUUUUGUUUCCUUCCUUCUUUCCUUCCUCCCUCCCUCUCUUUUCUUUCUCUUUCCCUUUCAUUUUUAUCUUUUUUCCUUGCUUCCUUCCAUCUCUUCCUUUCUUCCUCCCUUCCUCCCCUUUCUUCCUUCCUUCUUCCCUUUUUUCUUUCCUUUCUCCUCCAUCCCUUUUUUCUUUUUUCCUCUCCCUCCCUCCCUUCCUUCUCUCCCUCCCUCUCCCUUCCUUUUUUGUUUCUUUCCUUCCUCUCCCUCUCUUCCUUCCUUCCUCCCUCCUUUCUCUUUCCCUUUCAUUUUUAUCUCUUUUCCUUCCUUCCUUCCCUCCCUCUCUUCCUUUCUCCCUCACUUUCUCUCCUUCCUUCCUUCCUUCCUUCCUCCUUUUUUCAUUUUUUCUUUCCUUUCUCCUCCAUCCCUUUUUUUCCUCUCCCUCCCUCCCUUCUCUCCCUCCCUCCCUCUCCCUUCCUUCCUUUUUUCCCUUCCUCUCCCUCUCUUCCUUCCUCCCUUUUCUCUUUCUCUUUCAUUUUUAUCUUUUUCCUUGCUUCCCUCCAUCUCUUCCUUUCUCCCUCUCCCUCCCUCCCUCUCUUCUUUCUCCCUCCUUUUCUCUCCUUCCUUCAUCCCUCCCUUUUUUCAUUUUUUUCUUUCUUUUCUCCUCCCCUCUUUUUUCUUUUUUCCUCUCCAUCCUUCCCUUCUCUCCAGUGGUGGGAUUCAGCCAGUUCGCAGCACUUCGGUUGUUAACUUUCUGAGCAGUUUGGUGAACUGAUUGUUGGAAGAAAUCAUUAGGGCAGAGAAGCGGUUGUUAAAUUAUUUCAAUCCCACCACUGCUUCUCUCCCUCUUCCUUCCUUCCUUCCUUCCUUCCUUCCUUCCUUCCUUCCUUCCUUCCUUCCUUUCCUUUCCUUUCCUUUCCUUUCCUUUCCUUUCCUUCCUCUCUCCCUCUUCCUCCCUCCCUCCCUUUCUUCCCCCUAUUUUGCACAGCUGGGGUAUUUUCUAUGAUUAGCCAUUAUUACUAGUAAAAAAAAAAAAGAGGGUGGAAAUUUUUUUAUUAAGGCUUGGAAGGAAGAAGUGGGUUCUUCUAACCCCCACCUUCAAUUCAGAGCCCCUUCUUUUGCGUAGCUGCUUUCAGCCGAACUCAACCAACGAUGUCAGUUUUUUUCCCCGUGAGACUCUUGUGUCAUGCACGACGUCUCCAGAGGACUUUUGUGGUGUUUCGUGGGCUGUGUGAGUCUCUCCUCCAUGUUUCAAGAUCCUCUCUAAUCGGUGUGACUUCAUAUGUGUGUGUUUGCGUGUGUGUGCAUACCUUAAAGAGGACUAUCCUAUUUUAUUAAAAUGGUAAGGAAUAAAUGCUCACCGCAGCUAAGAAAUGGAAGAAGAAAUUCUGCUUAAUAAAAGGUUUGGGGAAAGGAAAAGGGAAAAUGCUUAAGUUGCUUCCUACGCAUUGAGUAGCGUGAGAUUCUUUGCACCUGCUCCUUCCACCCUGCAGUUUUGGGGCGGCUUUCUACUACAGGUAGUCUUUGACUUAUAACCAAAACUGAGCCCAACAUUUCUGUGGCUAAGUGAGAAAUUUGUUAAGUGAGUUUUGCCCCAUUUUACAACCUUCCUUGCCACAGUUGUUAAGUGAGCCACUGUAGUUGUUGACAGUCAGUCACACGGUUGUUAUGUGAAUCUGGCUUCCCCUUCUGACUUUGUUUCUCAGAAGGUUGCAAAAGGGGAUCACAUGACCUCGGGAUGCUGCAGCCGUCAUAAAUACGAGACAGUUGCCAAGUGUCUGAAUUUUGGUCAUGGGAUCCUGGGGAUGCUGCAGCGGUCGUAAUUUUGAAAAAUGGUCAUAAGUCAUUUUUUUCAGCGCCGUUUUAACUUCGAACGGUCACUAAAUGAACUGUUACAAGUCAAGGACUACCUGUAUAAAGAAGGACAGGAUAAAAUGCCAUUUAACCAUUGUCACAUAAUUCUUUGGUUCUCCAGGUUUCUCUUGGAAGCAACUUAUCUCUCCUUAUAUAAGCCACAACCAAGGUUUUCAUUUUGGCUUACACUCCAACUCACUUGUAUAUUUGGUGUAGAAUCUGCAAUAAAAGGGGAUUUGAAUGAUGGACAGGCUGGGUUCUAAUUGUCCUGAGCUACCUUGGCAAAGCUGUCAGUACCAGUGCUUUGAUAGUCUGCAUUCCUUCCUCUGUUGUGCAACUCCUUCCUUCCUUCCUUCCUUCCUUCCUUCCUUCCUUCCUUCCUUCCUUCCUUCCUUCCUUCCUUCCUUCCUUCCUUCCUCCCUUUUCCCUUUACUUCCUUUCCUUUCUCCUCCCUCCCUCUCUUUCCUUCUUUCCCUCUGUCUCUCUUUCCUCCCUCCCUCCCUAUCUUUCUCUCCUCUCCUCUUACCUAUUCCUUCCUUCCUCCUCCUUUCCUCUCCUUUCUUUUUUCUUUUCUUUCUCUUCUGUCUUUCUUUCCACCCUUUCCUCUCCUCUCCUCUUCCCUCCCUCCCCUUGCUGCCUUCCUUCCCCUCCCCUCUUCCUCCCUUCCUCUCUUUCUUCCACCCACUCUCCCUCCCUCCCUUUCAUUUAGAGAGCACCGAAAAAUACCCCCCCACCCAGAAGGAGAAAGCCAGAUAAGCUGUGAAUAACACCAGACAAACGAUCAAGCAGAAAACAAUACCUUAAUCAAGGAAUUAUUAAGGAGAAAAUAACAUUUCCACUAACAUUGAGAGGGCAAGCCACUGCUGUAGAUAAACGAAGAGGAAACCCCCUUCCUUUCUAGCCCUGAUGAUGUUACCUACUUGGGGAAUGAAAUGUCUGAAAGAAAACCACCAAACUCAGAGAUCAUCAAGGGCCCCACAGUCCUGAAAUUAAAAUAGUUUGGUGGCAAGAAACCGAGGACAAUUUCUGGGAAAGAUUGAAACCAAGUCCUUUCGAAUUUUCUGGUACAAUCCUCCACUAAAAUGCCUAAAAUUGUAGCAAGAAAUACAGACAACAUACUUUUAAAACACUUGUUACAAAUUAAGGGGAAAUGGACAAAACAGAUGAAUACAGGCAGUCCUCAACUUACAACCAUUCAUUUAGUGACUGUUCAAAGUUACCCCAGCACUGAAAAAAGGGACUUAUGACCAUUUUUCACACUUCUGACCACUGCAGUUGCCCCCAAGGUCAAAAUUUGCUUGGCAACUGACUCAUAUUUAUGACUGUUUCCCCAGGGGUCACAUGAUCCCCUUUUGCAACCUUCUAACAAGCCACGUCAAUGGAGAAGUUAACUGCCGUGUGACUAACUUAACAAUUGCAGUGGUUCACUUAACAACCAUGGCAAAAAAGAUCGUAAAAUGGGGCAAAAUCCCCCCCAUCAGCCAUCUUGCUGAACAAUGGAAAUUUUGGGCUCAAUUGUGAUUGUAAGUGAAGAACUAUCCGUGUUGGAAAAUUAAAAAGUGAUGGAAGAAUGUACAUAUUGCACAUCUUUUUCCUAAAAGUUCCAUCUCUCUCCCUAAAAUCUCUUAAAAUUAGAGCAAAUUUAAAUCUAUAACUCUUGCUUGAGAGUAAAUCAUAUGGACUGAAUUCCAUUAGCUUCCGAAGGUCUUACUAGUAGACAAUUGUCACAGGAUUACAUACAGAUACUCCUUGUUUUACGACUACCAUUGAGGCCAAAAUUUAUGACACUUGAGCAGGGGAUUGGAUUAGAAAACCAGCUCUGAUAUUCUGUCAUUCAAAUACCCAGCAGGGCUGGACCAUCAGGCAAAGCUAAUCCAAAUUCAUAAUUUUAUACAAUUUUAUAAAGCAAGACAAUUGUUAAGUGACUUUUGCCCCAUUUUAUGACCUUUCUUGCCACAGUUGUUAAGCGAAUCAUCGCAGUUGUUAAGUUAGUCACACGGUUGUUAAGUGAAUCUGGCUUCCCCAUUGACUUUGCUUGUCAGAAGGUUGCAAAAGGGGAUCACAUGGCCCCCAGGAUGCUGCAACCGUCAUAAAUAUGAGUCAGUUGCCAAGCAUCCAAGUUUUGAUCACAUAUGUAUUCUUGGUAGUGCUGCAACAGUCGUUAAGUGUGAAAAAUGGUCAUAACUCACUUUUUUCAGCGCCGUUGUAAUUUCCAACGGUCACUAUAUCAACUGUUUGCAGAUCGAGCACUACCUGUAAUUAAUAAACCAGUGCCAAAUUGCUUUAGAGUAAGCCCACUGGGGGAGUUGGUUUACUUUGGAGUAACGGACUUAAGAUCCUAUGGACUGAUAUUUUUGAAUCCCAGUUUUACAACGUUUUGUGGUUGUGGGAAAAGUUCCCAGUUGCUCUUCUGCACAAAAACAUUUUGUUAUGUUUGUUUUCUCUUGACUGUCCAACAAAAUGAAUGUAUUUGCUGAAUGAAUGAGUCAAGCAUCUCUCUUUUUUUCAUUUGUCAGGCGGUAGAAACCUAAUGGCCAAGAUUUGCUUCUAAAGCUGAUGUAAAUAUCUCUUUUUGCGUUGAAACCGUGCUCUGUUUCUUCUUCUUUUUCCACUGUGAACUAUCUUUUGGAGUUUGAGGAUCUAUGUUAUUAAAAAAGAAAACAAAAAGCAAGUGUAAUUAUAACAAAGUUUAUUGAGAAUAAAAUAUUUGUUGUGA